UGCAAAGACGUCAUGACAGUGAACACGUCAUCGCUCUGUUUCAGAAACAAGGCCAUUUUGGCUCCUAUGGUACGGGUUGGAACCCUCCCAAUGCGACUGCUGACUUUGGAUUACGGUGCUGAUAUUGUGUACUGUGAGGAGCUAAUUGACCUCAAGAUGCUUCAGUGCAAGAGAAUUGUAAAUGAGGUGCUUGGAACAGUAGACUUUGUGACUCCUAAUGAACGAGUCGUGUUCCGGACCUGUGAAAGGGAAAAAGACUCCGUUGUCUUUCAGAUGGGGACUGCAGAUGCUGAGAGAGCCCUGGCAGUAGCCCGACUUGUAGAGAAUGACGUGGCUGGCAUCGAUGUCAACAUGGGAUGUCCCAAAGAAUAUUCCACUAAGGCAGGUAUGGGAGCAGCACUGUUGUCUGAUUCUGAUAAAAUAGAAUCUAUUCUCACUACCCUCGUCCAAGGAAUAUGUAAGCCAGUGACCUGCAAAAUCCGGAUCUUGCCAUCAACAGAAGAAACACUAAGUUUAGUGAAGAAGAUAGAGAAGACUGGAGUGGCUGCCAUUGCCGUUCAUGGAAGGAAGAAAGAAGAGAGGCCUCAGCAUCCCGUCCACUGCGACGUGAUCAAAGCCAUCUCGGAAGCCGUCUCUAUUCCGGUAAUAGCCAAUGGAGGCUCCCAUGACUUCAUCAAAGAACAUUCCGACCUGGAGGCCUUCCGGCAAGCAACGGCAGCAUCCUCUGUGAUGGUGGCUCGCGCGGCAAUGUGGAACCCCUCCAUCUUCCAGAAGGAAGGAUCCCGGCCCCUGAACGACAUCAUACAGGAAUACAUCAAAUACGCAGUGUGGUACGAUAACCAUUACACCAACACAAAAUAUUGUUUGUGCCAAAUGUUAAGGGAGCAGCUAGAAAAUGCACAAGGAAAGAAGCUGCAUGCGGCGCAGUCCUUGGAGGAAAUCUGUGAAAUAUUCGGAAUGAGUAGUUUUUACAAAGAAACGUCAGCCAUUCUAGAGGUCAAAAAAGCUUCAUUGGAAACAAAAGAUCGCAAUGAAGAUGACCAGAUGGAAGAUGCCGACGUCAUAAAGAUGGCAGUUAAAUUUGACAAGCGAGAAUAUCCCCCACAGAUUACGCCCAAAAUGUGUCUUUUGGAAUGGUGCAGGAAAGAAAAACACCCUCAGCCUGCAUAUGAAACGAUUGAAAGGCCGCUGGAUAGACUCUUCCGUUCCGUCGUCACAGUAGCCAAACAGAAGUACAGAUCAACCUUUUGGGAGAAGUCCAAGAAGCUGGCAGAACAAGCCGCUGCUAUCGUCUGCUUAAGGACCCUCGGCGUGCCAGAGGGGAAGUGGAGCGAAGAAGCCUGUCACCUUGCGAGCAAACGCAAGUGGCCCGACCAAGAACUUUUGUGCAAUGGAGGUCACAGAGAUGAGCUUGUCGGGGAGGCUACUUGCAAGAAGCCUCAUUUUAUUCCAGAAGCUUCGGACUCUGGUGUUUCCUAG
This is a messenger RNA of Euleptes europaea (tarantolino), 1479 nucleotides long. RefSeq names its product dihydrouridine synthase 2 (gene DUS2). The record is from RefSeq and is a predicted model, not a curated record. Gene Ontology annotation, cellular component: cytoplasm. The transcript is spliced from 15 exons. Bases 13 to 1479 code for a protein of 488 amino acids. NCBI's taxonomy places the organism in Eukaryota, Metazoa, Chordata, Lepidosauria, Squamata, Sphaerodactylidae. Gene Ontology annotation, biological process: tRNA dihydrouridine synthesis. Gene Ontology annotation, molecular function: tRNA binding; flavin adenine dinucleotide binding; tRNA dihydrouridine synthase activity.